GGGCGAUGCCGCUGUGGCGCUAGCGACUGCAGUUUAAAAGGGCAGCGCCGCCGAUCUGUCGUUCCCCGACAAGUCAGAGACAGACCCGCCGGGUAGCCGGCAGGCAUUCUCACCGGACUCAAAACACCUAGAAUCCCAUCCUACAGUGUUUGGAUGCUUAAGGAAGAUUCUUUGAAGGCUGCUUUUGGAGUCAGAAAGCAUGGAUCCCAGCAGCGACUACCAUUUCCUCAACCAGAUUUUAUGGAGAAGAGUGAAGCUCACUCUGGUGUCCGGUGUCUUUGAGGGCGUGCUCCAGCAUGUGGAUCCUAACAAGAUUGUUGUCCUGAAAAACGUGAAGAACAUACAGACAGGCCGGAGUGCCCCAGGUGUGAAAAUGUUUUUUGGGCAUGAGAUUUUGAAUGUAGAACUAACGGAGGAAGCAGAAGGUGCGUCAGGAGAAGAGGCGUCCGCUGUGAGGGAUGGCUUAAAUACAGAAAGAGCCGGAAUGGAGAACAUGAAAAACGAAGACCUAAAUAUAUAUGAGCCUGCUCCACCUGCACCAGAGGUGCCAACCAGCUCUCUGCUCAGUGACCUCAAGUACUGCCCAUCAGAGGACGAGGAGGUGACAUACACGGUCAUUGAUCAGUUCCAGCAGAAGUUUGGUGCUGCAAUGCUCCACAUCAAGAAGCAGAGUGUCCUGAGUGUGGCAGCAGAAGGAGCUAACGUAUGUCGCCAUGGGAAACUCUGUUGGCUUCAGGUGGCCACAAACAGCCGAGUCUACUUGUUUGAUAUUUUCCUUCUGGGAAGUCGAGCUUUCAACAAUGGACUUCAGAUGAUCUUAGAAGACAAGAGGAUCUUAAAAGUUAUCCACGACUGCCGCUGGCUUUCUGACUGCCUGUCUUAUCAGUACGGAAUCAUGCUAAACAAUGUCUUUGACACACAGGUAGCCGAUGUCCUUCAGUUUUCCAUGGAAACAGGUGGCUUUCUCCCUAACUGUAUCAGUACUCUGCAGGAGUGUUUAAUCCGACACCUUAAAGUUGCCCCUAAGUACCUCUCCUUUUUAGAAGAGAGGCAAAAAUGUGUUCAGGAAAAUCCAGAAGUAUGGUUGACAAGACCCCUCCCACCCUCUUUAUUGAAAAUCUUGGCCCUGGAAACAACCUACUUGCUUCCACUUCGAUUGGUACUCUUGGAUGAGGUGAUGUCAGACUUAACCACACUGGUGGAUGGGUACCUGAACACCUACCGAGAAGGUUCUGCAGACCGGCUUGCAGGCGCAGAGCCUGCAUGUAUGGAGCUGCCCAAGGAGCUCCUCCAACUCCAGGACUUCCAGAAGCAGCGCAGAGAGAGGGCUGCAAAGGAGUACAGGGUGAAUGCACAGGGCCUCCUCAUCAGGAGGGUGCUACAGCCCAAGGAGCCAGUGGCUCACACAGCAGGGAAAGAGGAGCGACUCAGAGGCUUCUUACUCUGUAAAGCGUCUGGUGUAGACAAAGCUCCACACUUUGUGUGUCACGAAUCUCAUAAGGAGGAGAAUUUUUUGGAUAAACAAACCACAGUAAAGUCUCAGAUUGUGCCUCCAAGGAAGGGCAACGAAGCCAGGGAGGAAUCUGGGCACAAACCAGUGAGUCAGGGGUCAGGGGGCUCAGAAGUCCUGAGACCCCAGGAAGCCCAGCUGCUGGCCCCCUCGCAGGGGCUUCAGUCUCAUUUUUCUUUGAAGGAGGAAAUAGAACAGUUGUUGAUGGUAGAAAAUAAGGGAGCUCUAACAAGCCCAAAUCAAGACACUCUGGGGUCCUCCUCUCUUCCUCAGGAAACCUGGGUAGCACCAUGUAGCACCUCCCCUCUUCCUGAAAGAGCUGUAGCUUCCACACUGCCACCCUGUCCAGCCCUGGAGAAGGCAGAUUUGUGGAUAAAUCCGUCUCUCCAUCUGUUUUAGGAUU
Molecule: messenger RNA, 1913 nt
Organism: Acomys russatus (golden spiny mouse)
Lineage: Eukaryota; Metazoa; Chordata; Mammalia; Rodentia; Muridae
Gene: Exd1
Product: exonuclease 3'-5' domain containing 1
Exons: 12
Coding region: 200-1909 (569 amino acids)
Biological process (GO): nucleobase-containing compound metabolic process
Molecular function (GO): 3'-5' exonuclease activity; nucleic acid binding
Source: RefSeq, a predicted model, not a curated record